Cucurbitaria berberidis CBS 394.84 is the source of this 1786-nucleotide messenger RNA. RefSeq lists its product as uncharacterized. The coding region runs from base 184 to 1350 and encodes 388 amino acids. The transcript is spliced from 2 exons. Lineage: Eukaryota; Fungi; Ascomycota; Dothideomycetes; Pleosporales; Cucurbitariaceae. The record is from RefSeq and is a predicted model, not a curated record.
CGACCCAAAGAUUUUCCAACCCGCCAUAACACUCUGGUUCCAAUGCGCUGCCUAUGGCCAUGACUCUCACCGCUUCUUACGUAUUGUUAUACUCAUUCUAGCCCAGGAUACCUUCGGUGGGUAGCACUACGUCACGACGCAGCCGGAGUGGUUUUAUCGGAUAAUACAGCAGCCAUUGCCAGCAUGGCCACAAACAACGAAGCCAAAUUGCCACUGACAAAUGAAAGUGUGCAAGCAUGGGCUCGCGCAACAUUCCCUGGUCCUUUUCGUGCCCUGCCGAGAAGCGCAAGGCUGACAUGGAUCGAGUUUGACGAAUCGAGCUUCAGUAUCAGCAGGGCCAUUUGGAGAUCGCUCGGACGCUCAUCGCACAAGCAACUCCUCGUCAUCGGAGCAUACGCCCCAGGCGCAGAAAUUGAAGAACCGACCGAUCGCGUUGUAGCACACGUCCACGCCGAUGAGGCAGAAGUGAGCUUCUAUCGUGUCGCGGAGACCGCCGAUGGCGAGGAGUUGCAGUCUGUUACAUCAACCAGCGCUGUGGCUUUUCAUGCGCCGUUUUGCGACGUGGGAGACGACGCCGGGGGAUCGGAGGCUAUCCAUCGUGUCUCAGCCCUGAUCCGCUACUACUUCCUAGCGGCGGGGCACGUGAAAGAGCUGUUGAAAUUGAAACUAGACCCCACAAUGUUUCCCAGGAACUUCAAGGAUGCCUGUUCUUGGAUCAAAAACGGAGGAGAGCGCCCCAUUGCGCCUCCCUCGAGACGCUCAUGGGGCCCUCCCAAGGCUACCUCUCCAGACGGUAUCGUAAUCCGGCCAAAGCGUUCUUCUACUGUUUCAUAUAUCUCCCAAUUGACCGCGGAAGAUAUUCGUGCUCCUCCUAUCAAACGAUCAGCAACAGACAGUGUUAGUAUCACGGUCAAGCGAGAACGAGACGAUGACAGCAUGGCCAGGCCGAAGAAGCACCCACGCCGUACGCUUAGUGAGCAGAUUUAUAUUCCGAAAGUGCUAGGUCGUGAACCGAUUGCGAGCCCACGAAGUCCUGCACCGGAGCGGGUUAACAGAGCCCUGUCAGAUCGGAUCCAGCACCUCAAAGUUGAGAAUGCGGGCUUGCAGCAGCGCCUAGCGUCGGAAGCACAGAGUCAUUGCAUUGAAAACGAACGCGCGGAGGAAGCGUUAGCUAGCAUGAAGACACGGCUUGCAAACGUCGAAAGCGCAUCAGAACAACUCCAAGUUGAGAUGCAGUUAUUAAGAGAAGGGAUUGAACAAGCUAAGCAAGACAGUGCAUCAACAAAGGCCGAGCUUUUAGAUAUUCGCAAAGGCCUACCACGGAAACAAAGAGAAGCUAUGAGGAAUUAAAGAAUUAAAGUACAUGCGGAUUCUAGGUUAUAAAUAAUAGUAGUUUGCCUUUUAGUAUAUAGCUGAGUGGGCGGAAUAUUUAUGAAUAUGCGCUGUAGUAAGGCGGCAGUACGGAGUGGAUAGAAGGGAAAGAGGGGAUGGGUAGAAGCAGAAGAAGAAGAAGAGGUGGAGGAGGAGGAGAGGAUAAAGGAAGAAUAGUAUGUUAGGUUUUUAACCUACUAUAUAGGAAUAUCUCACUGUUGCGAUGCAGCUCUCUCAAAGCACACCGCCAAAGACUGGCGAUAGCUUAAAACAAUAGUCUUGGGACGUGUGCGCCUUUUGGUAAUGUUUCUUGUCAGUACACCGCGUACUAAGGAUUUGAUCACACGUUAACUAGAUAGAUCCAAACGUUCUGUUCUACAACACCAAUAUAUUAUUGAUAGUAUCAGUCCGGCCC